AUGUCACGACUGCAUCUUCGCUUCCCUGAUGGAUUCAGAUGCCGGCAGCGGGGAACGCUCAGCCAAUUACUGCCAAGCACUGUGGUGAACGAUGGGAUUCAAAAUUUUUUUAGAGGCAGCGCUUCCAGACUUUCCUUUCCUAGCCUCCCACGAUUCAUUUGAACCCAUGCAUGAAGAUAAUGCCAACAUUGACCUAAGCACAACUCCUCAAAUCCCGGCACCUUGUCAAGAACAAGAGCAACGUCGCGGGCGACGUCGCCAUUCGGUCGUCACUAUAGACCUUCCUGAUAUUGCCCCUCCAGAAUAUACCACCGCUACAGUAUUGUCUAAACCUCCAGUAUACGCCGAGACAGAAAAUGCCAACCCACAACGCCCGCCCAGGAUAUUUGAAGCCGGCUCUACACCAUCUGUUCCAAGUGGUGGGUUCUACGAACAAUAUAUUGAUCGUACAGCAGCCAUUGAAAGCAGACCUAGGUACCAAAUGCCCUGGUAUCGGCACAAGGUUACUAUGUGGGUGUGCCUAUUUGCCGUUAUUGUAGUCAUUAGUGUCAUAAUUCAUUUCAUACAUCCAAACACUCUAUAGUUACAGCCUAAAU
Messenger RNA from Umbelopsis ramanniana AG, 596 nucleotides. RefSeq lists its product as uncharacterized. The coding region runs from base 92 to 583 and encodes 163 amino acids. The transcript has a single exon. NCBI's taxonomy places the organism in Eukaryota, Fungi, Mucoromycota, Umbelopsidomycetes, Umbelopsidales, Umbelopsidaceae. The record is from RefSeq and is a predicted model, not a curated record.